GGGGGAGACUGCCGCCCCCGCUCGACCCCUCCCCGACCCAUGUGGGCCGCGGCGCUGCCGGCUGUCUCGCGGCAGCCCGCGCCGGAUUGCGCCCCAUGGCCCCGCAGGACUGCUACGCCGUCCUCGGCGUGCCGCCCACCGCCAGCCUGGCGGAAGUCAGGCGGGCCUUCCACGAGCAGGCCCGCGCUUGGCACCCGGACAAGUGCGACAGGCCGGAGGCCGCGGACCGGUUCCGCCUUGUACGCGAGGCCUUCGAGGUCCUGUCGGACCACCGGCAGCGCGGCGACCAUGACGCCGCGCUCCGCCGGCGGCGGGCUCCCGCCCAGCCGUUCUUCUCAGACUUGCCGCGGCCGCGGGCGCCAGCUCAGAAGGCGCAGGCGUUCGCGUCCACGCUGUCGGACCUGCUGGCGUACGUGGACUCCGGCGCGGACGGCCUGUCGGUGGGAGAGCUGCGGCGGUGCUGCUCGGCUUGCGAGCUGGCGUGGCCGAACCUCCUCGUCGAGCGGCACGAGCUCCUGGGCGAGAUUUCGAAACGGGUGCGGGACGAGCUGGACCGCCGCGUCUGCGCGGGGGAGUGGGCCCGCCUCACGAAAGAGGACCUCGUUCUGUGGCUCGACGCCCGCGGAGUGACGCUGAAAUACGCCCUGGAGUGCGACUCCGUGGAUAAGGACGGCACGGCUGACCCUCUCAGUUACAGUGCUACUGCCCCCUUGGUUCGCUCCUCUCUUCCCGUCUUUGUUUCACGUCCUUCUGCUGCUGUUUGCACUCAGACCGGAAUUCGUAUCUCCUGCCUACAUAAGAGAAGUUGGUCAUCCGACCAACCCCUUCAUCACAUAUGCAUGUUUACGACUCUGUGGGCAAAGACCGC
Prorocentrum cordatum is the source of this 868-nucleotide messenger RNA. The record is from the annotation of a GenBank genome assembly. Lineage: Eukaryota; Dinophyceae; Prorocentrales; Prorocentraceae.